AUGCAUGAUCGAAACAUGUAUAAAAAGCAUCCACCUGACUUUAAAAAGCUGGCUUUGAAGUAUCCAGAGUUUCGAAAGCUUUGCAAGCUGUCAACAACCGGAAAUGUAAGGGAAUUUUUCUUUAUAUUGUUUUUUUAGGUAUCUUAGUUAAUCAAUAUUACGUAGUUUUAUGAAGAUUUCUUCUGACUUAUCUGGUUUUUUUUGGACAGAUGCAUUCUUAUAUUUUCAUAAAACAAUAUGGUUUUAGGUAUCUGGUGACUUCGGAAACGAACAAUUUGUUAAGUUGUUGUCAGAAAUUCUACUAAAGAAGGAUUUUGAACUUGACGUUGAGUUUAUGUCAGGGUCGUUGAUACCUAGAAUCCCCCAAAGACUAAAUUACCUACUAUUGAUAGAUGAUAUCUUGAGGGCCAAUGGGAUUACUGAGAAUGUAACUGGCUUGGAUAUAGGUAGGUGUGUUUGAUUUUUUUAAAAUUAAGUAUAAUACGAUGAUGCAGCCAAAAUCUUAAUGUUUUUAUCUAUCUUUUAGACAUCUUUGCUAAAAAUUUUAGGUAUAAUAAUUGUAUUGUAUAUGUGAAUAUAAUAAUAAUGCUUUAGGCACAGGAGCAUCAUGUAUAUACCCAUUGAUAGGAGCAAAGUUGUUAAGGUACAGAUUCAUAGCGACAGAUGUUGAUGAAAAAUCAGUAGAAUGGGCUUGUCAACAAACAAAGAAGAAUUUUAAAUACGAUGAAAUUAGAAUAUUAUUGAUUGAAAACGAGAAGUUUUUUGAAGAACCAUUAAAACAAGUGGACAAAUUGGACUUUUGCAUGUGUAAUCCACCAUUCUUUUAUGAAUCCGAGGGAAAUUUGGUAAGAUUUCACGUGAAUUUUGAUAGCUUUAUGUUGUCGAAAAACUCAUAAAAGUUUUUCUGAAUACGCGUUUCCUAAAGUAUCAAAAGUGGUGCACGGGUCUCAAUUUAAAUAAUUUCAGAAAUUCGAGAGAAACUCUGAAGGAACUUACACUAACACAGUCGAGCCUACAGUAUCUGCGCCAAGAAGCAUUACAGUAGCGAAAGGAAACGAGUUAAUGACAUCUGGUGGUGAAGUACAGUUUGUCAAAGCUAUAGUGGAUGAAAGUGUUUUAUUCAAAGACAAGGUGAAGGUUUUUACAUCUAUGGUUGGAAAGAUCAGUAGUAUCAAGGUUCUAACAGCUUGCUUAAAGGAUGUUGGGUGUAAAACCAUUGGCAUAUCAAGGUUGUCACAAGGCAAUACUCAACGUGGGGUAUUGAUUUGGAGUUUUGACGAUAAUUUUAAGAUUGAGGUGGGUUUAGGCUUAAUUUACAUAUUUUUGACAUUUAGAAAUUAUAAUAAAGUCUUUUAUUACUUGUAUAAUAAACUUGUAUUGUUGUUUAAUUAAUCUGAUUUUGUAUUAUUUUAGGGCUACAACGUUAAAAAAGUCCUUGUUGUGGACAAAAUUAAACAAGAAACAAGUCGAAAACGACGAAAAAGGAAGCAUACUAAAGAGUAA
Molecule: messenger RNA, 1503 nt
Organism: Bursaphelenchus okinawaensis
Lineage: Eukaryota; Metazoa; Nematoda; Chromadorea; Rhabditida; Aphelenchoididae
Source: the annotation of a GenBank genome assembly